Molecule: messenger RNA, 695 nt
Organism: Suillus subalutaceus
Lineage: Eukaryota; Fungi; Basidiomycota; Agaricomycetes; Boletales; Suillaceae
Exons: 5
Coding region: 149-607 (152 amino acids)
Source: RefSeq, a predicted model, not a curated record
UGACUAUUGACUUCGUCCGUUAUCUUGUGCCUACAUAACAUCUUGCCAACUCCCAGGAUUUUGUUCUAACCAGAUUCGAGACCAGCCUCGACCGCGUACGCUUUUAUCCGAGAAGGAGCAAACUUUAGUUUCUGGUCAAACAUUAAUCAUGCCAAAGGUCGUCUCUCGUUCAGCGGUCUCCUCAUCCACAGAUGCACGGCCAACGGCAUCAGCCGCAGCUGCUCUCAGGGUGUACUACUGUAUAUGUGGCGAGUUUAUCCUCGUGAUCGAAAAAAGCCUUUCAGCGCUGCCAAAGCGCCAGACUGAUGGGGCUACCAUCAUUCGCUGUCAGGAUAGCGGUACAGAGAAUGCAAUCGUUCUCAAAUUAAACGCUAUAUCAACUGAUCCCGUCCUAGUCGAAAGGCCAGGGGGACACGAGCGCCAGUACAGAUUCUCAUGUCCGCGCUGCAACUUAUUGGUCGGAUACCAAUCUACUCCACCACCUGUCAAAUCUGGUCCGUAUCUGUAUAUCCUCAGGGGAGCCCUUACGCAGAUGCAAGGCCAAGUUCCCAAGGACGCUUUCGAUGGCGAAGCUGCCCUGGACCUUUCAGAAACUGAGACCCAAUAGCAUGGUCGCACGAGGUAGGGACGUCACCGAAUCGAAUAUGGCCUCAGUACGCGCAUAAAUAUAACAACAUCAAUCAUGUUUUCCAAAC